AAACAGUCCUUGAUACUGAAAGAAUACACACUACUAGUCACGACAAGGAAGUAAAACUGAACAAUCAACUUUAAUCUAGCUGUAACAGGAUUUCAUAAAAUUUACAGUUCACAGAUACAAGAUGGCUGUAUCAGGGAAGAAAGCUCCUGCUGUGUCAACAGGUUCAGGUGAAGACUUUGAAAUUUUUUGUCAACCAUGUGACCUUGAUGACAUCAGACUUCCCGCCUUUGGAUACUGCACAAACUGUGAAGAGCAUCUGUGUGAGUCUUGCUUUAACCACCAUAAGAAGCCUAAACCAUUGCGACAUCACAUCCUUUUGGACAAACAAAACAUGCCCCAAACUCAACAAAUUCCUUCAAAAUCUACUCAUGCUGGUCAGCCUGAUGACCUAACUACACCUUGUACUGAACACAAGCGAGAAAUCAUCAAAUUCUACUGUCAUGAUCAUAAAGUUCUUCUAUGCACUGUAUGUGUUACCCUUGGACAUUCCCUUACAUCCUGCCAUGUCAACUACAUACCAGAUAUUUCUAAGCAAAGUAUAAACAGCUCAGAGUACAGAGAUACCAUUAAAGACAUAGAUAACAUAGCUGAAAGAUAUCACAAACUAACAGAAGAUCUAAGAAGAAUGACAACCAAUUCUAACAAUUCUUUGUCAGAUGUUCUCAUAGACUUGAAGAAGUUCAGAAAAGAAAUAAAUCAAAGAUUAGAUGAACUAGAAAAGGAAGCUGAAGACAGAGCCAACGCUCUCAAAGAUGACAACAACAAAAGGCUAACAGCAAUGGAGACCGCAAGUGAAAAUAUUACAAAAUGUCUGAAAGCAUCAACUGACUCCAUCAAACAAUUAAACACAUCCAAACAAGCAGACCGACUUUUCAUGGAACUAAAAUCUGCACAAAAACUGAUAGAAGUUUCUAAGGAAAAGCUUUCCUUGCAAGCACCACAUGCAGAUGUCAAUAAAUAUCAGUUUCAACCUAAUCUAGCAAUUUCAAGCUUUCUGAAAGAGAAAUCACUAGGAACAAUAAGACAGAAAGCAAAAGAGCAGUCAAAUCCCCCUCCAGUGGUUUCUCUUCAACCUCUUAAGUAUUCACAUCAAGGAAGUGUAUCUGUGAAAACAACACAAGAUAAGAACAUGUGCUACGUUACAGGAAUGGCCCUCCUUACACCUUCAAAACUUGUUCUCACAGAUUACAAUAACCAGUCAAUCAAAAUGAUUGACACCAACAGUAAUUCCAUUUCCCAUCAAUUAAAACCAGAAACUGCUCCUGGUGAUCUUACAUUGGUUACCCGUGACCAACUUGCUGUUACACUGCCAGGCAAGAACAAAAUUCAAUUUGUAUCUGCCUCGUCAAACAAACUAUCUCUAAAACAUACAUUUAAAGUAGAUGAUGGAUUUUGUAAUGGUUUAAGUUGUUAUCAGGAGAAACUUGUAGUGUCAUUUGUGAAACCUUCAAAACUCCAGAUCAUUGAUCUGAACGGUAAGGUUCUGAAAACAAUUAUUACUAAUUCUAAAGGAGAAGAUAUCUUCACUUGGCCAAAUUUUGUCACAUCCAACAGCCAUUCUAUUUAUGUAUCAGAUGAAUCAAGGCCUGCACUUAUAAGACUGAAUUGGCAUGGUAAACUCAGAGGUAUUUACAAAGCUAUACAACGUCCUACAGGUAUUGCUAUGUUAGAAGAUGGAUCAAUUUUAGUGAACAAUUAUCCAAAUGGUGAUAUACAACAUUUAUCAUGUGACUUAUCCAAAAGCAGUAUUGUUCUGAAGGACCUGACCAAACCAUUUGCUAUCUGCUGCAGUGGUACAGACAAUAAACUGUACAUCAGUCUUAACAGUUCCGAAGAGAAAAAUGACAAUUAUAUUCAAAUCUUCAAGAUGUCUUAACACAAUAACAAACAUUUUUAUAAUGAAGAUACACUAACUUCCUUUUUCAUACUGAUUCCAAACUAAUGAAAGUAAGUCACAUUAAAUAGAUAUUAACAGCUUUAUAGAAGCAGAUGAAUUAAACAUUGUAUAACAUUUUGUUUGGAUUUUCAUACAACUGUUACAGAAAGUACGAAAAAUAUGAUGAUUUUGUCCAAUUAUUUUUCAAUGGGCUUUGAAAUAAAGUGUGGAGACUGCAACACAGAAAGAAAUGAAUCUGAACUAUAAACACAAUACAAUAUUAAACAAUAAUAUUCUAUACAUGAUUA
Mercenaria mercenaria is the source of this 2184-nucleotide messenger RNA. RefSeq lists its product as uncharacterized. NCBI's taxonomy places the organism in Eukaryota, Metazoa, Mollusca, Bivalvia, Venerida, Veneridae. The coding region runs from base 122 to 1876 and encodes 584 amino acids. The record is from RefSeq and is a predicted model, not a curated record. The transcript has 2 exons. Gene Ontology annotation, molecular function: zinc ion binding.